This is a messenger RNA of Neltuma alba, 1203 nucleotides long. Its product is annotated as septum-promoting GTP-binding protein 1. Lineage: Eukaryota; Viridiplantae; Streptophyta; Magnoliopsida; Fabales; Fabaceae. Bases 62 to 919 code for a protein of 285 amino acids. The transcript has 6 exons. The record is from RefSeq and is a predicted model, not a curated record. Gene Ontology annotation, molecular function: GTPase activity; GTP binding.
AAACACACACCGCGCAGCUAAUUAGCUAUGAGAAUACCAGAAGCUCUUAUUCUUCUUCCUCAUGGCCAAAAUCAUUCGCAGUACCACUGAGAGAAUGACUCGUUUUUGCCGGAAAAUCGUUCCGGUUAAUGUCCGGUGGAGCGUCCUCGAGAAGGUAUCCUUUAUUGGCCGUUUCUUCCAGUUCAUCUGGGAUAGGAUUCUAGUCUGCUCCGUCGGCAAACCGGGCCGUUACCGGAGAAUACCUCUCCAGGACUAUCCUUUGAUGCCGGCCACGGCGACAAUCAAAGUCGAUGAACUGGUCGGAGAUCAGCCGUCGGUUACCGGCAGUGGUGGGUAUGAUGCUGAUUCAGAUUUGGUGAGCCUGAAGAUCAGUUUAUUGGGUGAUUGCGAUAUUGGGAAAACUUCGUUUGUGAUCAAGUAUGUAGGGAAUGAGCAGGAAAAGAGGAGUUUGCAGAUGAAAGGACUAAAUUUAAUGGACAAGACCUUGUUUGUUCGAGGAGCUCGAAUUUCUUUCAGUAUAUGGGAUGUUGCAGGUGACAAAGGAUCAUCAGACCAAAUUCCCCUGGCUUGUAAAGAUUCGGUAGCCAUUCUGUUCAUGUUCGAUCUUACCAGUCGAUCUACACUGAACAGUGUUGUUGGAUGGUUUAGUGAGGCAAGAAAGUGGAAUGAGACAGCACUUCCUAUUCUGAUAGGAACAAAAUUUGAUGAUUUUGUUAGACUCCCCCCUGACGUGCAAUGGACCAUUGUCACCCAGGCGAGGGCAUAUGCGAGGGCAAUGAAGGCGACGCUAUUUUUCUCGAGUGCAAGACACAACAUUAAUGUGAACAAAAUCUUCAAGUUUAUAAUGGCCAAGCUCUUCAACUUGCCCUGGAAAGUGGAGCGAAACCUGACGCUGGGAGAGCCCAUCAUUGACUUCUGAUUCACAAUUGUGUUUGUAUGUGUAUACUGUAUAUAUAGCACCGGAAGCAGCAAACAAUAACCCAACAUUCACUCACUUGCCUAACUCUUUACUUCUGCUCAUUUUUAACUCCCUUCUUUUGUGCUUGGAGAGUACUACUACUUAUUAUCCCAAUCCAAAGCAAGCAAAUAUACAGAUAUCAACAUGACACAUCUUUCUUGCUCUUAUAUUCGUAUGUCUGAUGUUCUCUUCGGGGAAAUAAAUCAUUGUUAAUAAUGUCAAAACAGAAAAAUUCCUGAUCCAAA